Uranotaenia lowii is the source of this 5283-nucleotide messenger RNA. RefSeq lists its product as uncharacterized. Gene Ontology annotation, molecular function: nucleic acid binding; zinc ion binding. Bases 1 to 5283 code for a protein of 1760 amino acids. The record is from RefSeq and is a predicted model, not a curated record. NCBI's taxonomy places the organism in Eukaryota, Metazoa, Arthropoda, Insecta, Diptera, Culicidae. Gene Ontology annotation, biological process: DNA integration. The transcript has a single exon.
AUGCCUCCCAAGGUAUCCAAGUCAAGCAGUCUAAAGACUUUGCGGGUUAAAUUGUCGGAAACUAUUACGGAUUUUGAACAUAUAAGAAAGUUUAUUUCAAUUAUCGGAGAAACUACCACGUGCAGUCAGGUUAAGGUGAGACUGGAAAGGCUUGACGGUUUGUGGGAGAGAUUUAGCGAUACGAUUAUCGAAGUUAAAACUCAUGAAGAUUUUGUUGCGGAAGACUUUAACUUUUCUAAGGAACGCCAAGAUGUUAGCGAUUUUUACUAUGAGGCCAAGGCUGUGUUGAUGGAUAAGCUUAAGGAGCUGCAGGAGCCUUUUGUCGAUAGUGUUGAUCGCUUGAAUGAAUCGGCUGCUCAUCAUACUCUAGAUCAUGUUCGGUUACCACAAAUAAAAUUGCAGACAUUUAGCGGGAACAUUGAUGAAUGGAUGAGCUUUCGUGAUCUGUAUACUUCUCUCAUUCACUGGAAAACUGAUCUUCCAGAUGUAGAGAAGUUUCAUUAUCUCAAGGGCUGUUUGCAAGGUGAGCCAAAGAGUUUGAUCGAUUCUCUACAAAUUACGCGAGCAAAUUAUCAGGUGGCUUGGGAUCUUUUGGUCAAGCGUUACAAUAAUAGUAAGUUGUUGAAGAAGAAACAAAUCCAAGCUUUAUUUAGGCUUCCUCAACUUACAAAAGAAUCCCCAUCGGAAUUGCACAGUUUGGUUGAAGAUUUUCAAAAGGCGGUUCAAAUUUUAGAUCAGGCAGUCCAAUCUGCUGAUUACAAGGAUUUGCUGUUGAUACAUUUGCUAACGAGUCGUUUAGAUCCAGUUACUCGUCGCAGUUGGGAAGAACACUCAGCAUCUGAGGAACAAGAGACAAUUUCCCAGCUUAUGGAUUUUCUUCAGAAAAGGGUCACUGUUUUGGAAUCUUUACCGGUUAAAUCUGCAGAUACUAAAUUUGCUCAGCAACAUCCUUCGAAGUUUCGGUUACCAUUUGUAAAAACAAGCUACGGAUCUUUUCAAACGUCAGGUUCAAAUUGCCCCAUGUGUUCUGGUGGUCACUUCUUAUAUGAGUGUGCUGAGUUUAAAAAACUAAACGCAACGGAAAGGGACUCGGUCUUGUUGAAACAAGAGUUGUGUCGGAAUUGUCUUCGAGCUGGGCACCAGUCAAGGGAAUGCAAAUCGAAAUUCUCUUGUCGGAAUUGCAAGGGACGUCAUCACACCUUGGUUUGCUUUCGAUGUGGUAACGGAAAUAUUGCUAGCACAAGUAGUUCAAAUAAUCGGAACCACAGAAAUUCGGUAAAUUCGGCAAGCAUAGAGUCAGAGGAGUCAGUGAACGUCACGUCAGUGUCGGCGUCAGGUGUGGAGCGUCCGGCUACGGUUUUGCUUGCUACGGCAGUGGUUUGGUUGGAAGAUGAGUAUGGUCGGAAGGUUCCGGCAAGAGCACUUCUCGAUUCCGGGUCGGAAUGCAAUUUUGCCACGGAAAGAUUGAGUCAGCUAAUCAAUGCAAGUCGGAAAAAGGUGUCGGUUACUGUGCAAGGAAUUGGUCAAUCAAAUGCACAGGUGAAGCAACAAAUUCGAGCAAAAUUACGGUCGAGAGUGUCGGACUUUUCUCUAACGACGGAUUUUCUAGUUUUGCCUAAGGUUACUGCAAACUUACCAACGCAAUCGGUUGAUAUUUCGGGCUGGAGAAUGCCCCGGGAAAUAACUUUGGCAGACCCAGCAUUUUUCAAAUGCAGAUCAGUAGACAUUGUGUUGGGAAUUGAAUCAUUUUUCUCGUUCUUUAAAUCAGGUCAGGAAAUUUCUCUGGGCAACAACCUCCCAACAUUGAUUGAGUCUGUUUUUGGAUGGGUGAUUUGCGGUGGUCAAUCUCUAUCAAACACAAGUGACCAAAUCACCUGUAAUGUGUCAGUUUCGGAAACUAUAGAGGACAUGGUUUCUCGGUUUUGGUUGAGCGAGGAAAUCGAUGUUGGUCCCAGUUUUUCGCCUGAAGAAGCACGCUGUGAAGAGAUUUUUAAAAAGGACGUUCAACGUUCUGAUGAUGGUCGGUAUAUUGUCAGUUUACCAAAGAAUGGGUCUGUUAUUCAGCGUUUGGGUGAAUCGAGGAGAAUCGCGAUCGACCGUCUCAAGGGUACAGAGCGCAGGUUAGCUCGGAAUCCUGUUUUAUACGAGGAAUAUCAUAAAUUUAUGAAUGAGUACAUUCAGUUGGGUCAUAUGCGAAAGGUUGAAGAAAGGGAUUCCAAAAAGCGGUGCUUUCUCCCACAUCACCCAGUUCUUAAAGAGGCCAGUACAACGACUAAAGUUCGUGUUGUCUUCGACGCAAGUUGCAAAACUUCUUCAGGCGUUUCUUUGAAUGAUGCUUUGCUGCUGGGUCCGACAAUUCAACAAGAUCUUCGCUCGAUUAUUUUGCGCAGUCGGACAAGACAAAUCAUGAUCGUUUCAGACGUCGAAAAAAUGUUUCGGCAAGUUUAUGUCAGGCAGGAAGAUCGGCCUCUACAAUGCAUUCUUUGGAGAGGUUCUCCAGAAGAGGAAAUAAACGUCUACGAAAUGAAUACGGUCACAUAUGGUACGAAGCCAGCUCCAUUCUUAGCAACUAGGGCCCUGAAACAAUUAGCUAUUGAUGAAAGAGAAAACUACUCAAAGGCAGCACGGGUACUGCUGAACGAUGUCUAUAUGGAUGACGUCAUUACCGGAGCAGACACAACGGAAGAAGCGAUUAUUUUGCGUCAGAAACUCGACUCAAUCAUGAAAGCGGGUGGAUUUUUACUUAGGAAAUGGGCUUCGAAUAGUCCGGAAGUGUUGAAAGGAGUUUCACAGCAGAACUUAGCGAUCAAGGAAUCAGACGAAAUCCUGUUGGACCCAGACCCGUCAGUAACUACGCUUGGUUUAGUUUGGAGACCAAAGUCAGAUGUUUUGAAACUCAAAUUUCAAAUUCCAAGGUUAGAAUUGACGGAACAGUUAACGAAAAGGAAAAUCUUGUCAGUUAUAGCGUCUUUGUUUGACCCACUGGGCCUGGUUGGAGCUGCCAUCAUGACAGCAAAAAUUUUCCUGCAAUUACUUUGGACCUACGAAGACAGUAAUGGUAAAAAAUUGGAUUGGGAUUCACCUCUACCUAAAACGGUGGGUGAGGAAUGGUGGAAAUUUUAUAAACAACUUCCCUUGCUACAAGAAAUUAUUAUCAAUCGUUGCUUAAUCAUUCCUAAUGCUGUUUUAGUGGAAAUACAUUGUUUUUCGGAUGCGUCAGUGAAGGCUUUUGGCACGUGUGCUUACGUGAAAAGCAAAGAUGCAGAAGGCAUUGUUUGGAUACGGCUGGUCAGUUCUAAAUCCAAGGUUGCACCACUGAAGUGUCAGUCGAUUCCACGUUUGGAGCUGUGUGGCGCUUUGAUGGCUGCCCAACUCUACCAAAAGCUAGCAGAAUCACUUGAAAUAUCGUGUAAGGUAUAUUUUUGGACAGACUCUUCGUGCGUCUUGCGAUGGCUGGAAUCGACACCCUCCACAUGGACUACGUACGUCGCAAACCGAGUUUCUAAAAUUCAAACCAUAACAGAAAGCCACACUUGGAGUCAUGUUGCAGGAGUUGAUAAUCCAGCGGAUAUUAUUUCUCGCGGUAUUUAUCCAGAAUCUAUUUUAGAAAACUCACUAUGGUGGAAGGGACCCAGUUGGUUAAUUCAUGACCCAGAAUUUUGGCCUAAAUCUGUCUUACAAUCGUCGAAUGAAGUUGAAGAAGAGAGAUGUCGGAAAACUGUUGCUAACGUUUCCGCACCGUUAGCAGACUUCAACGACUGGUAUAUUAGUCAUCACGCCACAUAUACGGAUUUAAUACGAAAAACAGCGUACUAUUUGCGACUCAUGGAAUUAUUAAAAUUGCCUAAAGAGAUGCGCAAGAACUCCGGAUUUUUAUCCACGGCUGAGCUAAAAGUAGCAGAACACAUUUUAGUUUCCCGAGUGCAACGUGAAACGUUUCCCAAUGAAUGGAAAGCUUUGUCAUCUGGUCAGGUUGUUGCAUGUAAAUCCCCUUUACGUUGGUUCAAUCCUUACAUUUCUCCUGAAGAUGGGAUCAUGAGAAUUGGUGGCAGAUUGAGUCAUUCACAGGAAUCAGCUGAUACAAAGCACCAGAUUAUCCUACCAGCUAAACACCCUUUCACACAGAAGCUGAUAGAACACUACCACGAAAAGCUGAUGCACGCGGGCCCUCAACUUAUGCUAGCUGUAAUUAGGCUGAAAUACUGGCCCCUUGGUGGGAGAAAUUUAAUUAGAUUUGUUGUUCAUCGGUGUAUGAGAUGCUUCAAAUCAAAACCGUUGUUAGUUCAGCAGCAAAUGGGUGACCUUCUCCCUGCUCGGGUGACACCGUCAAGAGCAUUCUGCAAAACCGGAAUUGAUUAUUUCGGUCCUGUUCUUAUAAGACCAGGACCCAGGAGAGUAGCAGUAAAGGCCUAUGUCGCUGUCUUUGUCUGCAUGGCGGUAAAGGCAGUACAUUUAGAGCUAGUGUCAGACUUAUCGACAGGAAGAUUCCUUCAAGCUCUGAGAAGAUUUUUUGGACGCAGAGGAAAAUGCCAAGAAAUAUUCUCAGAUAAUGGGACUAAUUUUGUGGGAGCCAAGAACUACCUUCAAGAUCUCAGGCAUCUUUUGCAAAAUAAAGAUUUCCAAGAGAAGGUUUCGAAGGAAUGUGUCAAUGAUGGAAUCAAAUGGCAUUUUAAUCCCCCAAGUGGUCCGCACUUUGGUGGCUUAUGGGAGUCAGCUGUUAAGUCUGCAAAACAACAUCUUUUCAAGGUCAUGAAGGAAACAGCGCUCUCGAUUGAAGACAUGACAACACUUCUGGUUCAGGUAGAAGCCUGCCUGAAUUCCAGACCAUUAACUAAGAUGUCUGAUGACCCUGACGAUCUCGAACCAUUGACGCCUGCUCAUUUUUUAAUUGGUUCAUCACUGCAGUCGAUUCCUGAAGAAGAGCUGGUAAAUAUUCCCUUUAACCGCCUUGAUGCAAUUCGAUCCGUUCAGAAAAAUCUUCAGAAUUUCUGGAAGCGCUGGAAAACGGAAUAUUUAAAUCUACUACAAGGAAGAACAAAGCGUUGGCGUCCGGCAGUGUCGAUAGAUGUUGGUCGAUUGGUCGUUAUCCACGAAGAUCAUCUUCCGCCACUUAAGUGGAAAAUGGGAAGAAUUUACGAGGUUCAUCCGGGAGAAGAUGAGAUUGUGAGAGUAGUCACUCUUAAAACAAAAAAGGGAUUUGUGAAGCGACCAGUUGAGAAAAUAUGUUUGCUGCCGAUUUCAGAAUCGAAUGAUUCGAACGAAAUGUCGUCAUCAAAAUUAUGA